AUGAGUGAAGAAAAUUUAAGUUUACCCUUUAAAAAGAAAUUACCAAUCAGGGAUGAUUCAUUGAUUACUAUGGAUAAUCUAGAUGAUUUAAAUGAAGAAGAAACUUUAAUAUUAUUAGAUAAAUGGCAAAAUGAAAAACUUCCUAAAAAUAGAAUGUUUGCAUUCUUUCUUUACAAUUGUGUGAUGUGCGGUUUAACAAUGUAUUAUACCAUGAAUUUUAAGCAUUACUCUAAGAAAUUUUUUAAGCCAAAGGAAUAUACCUUUAGAGAAAUUGUUAAAUAUGGAACAAUUUAAUCGACUGUAUUUAUAGGUACUUAUUUGCUAGGAGCUGCAGUUGUUACUAACUUUUGGAAUCCUGCUGAAUACGUUAGAGGUUACGCUAAGAUAUAAGGAAGAAUUAUUGAUAACACAAUAAAAUUCGAUCCUUAUGUAUAAAAUUAUGUCUUAUACGAUGUUAUGAAGUAUUUUAACUUAUCUCCUAAUUUGUUAAAUCAAGCAAAAAAGGAAUUAGACAAUUAAUAAAAGACUUUGGAAGAAAAUAAUUUCUUCACUGAAGAAACUAAAGAACUUAUUCAUAAAUCACAAGAAGAUUAUGAAUCUUAUGAAAAUCAUAAAAAAUCUUAAAAAAAGGAAAUUUUUUGA
Molecule: messenger RNA, 642 nt
Organism: Tetrahymena thermophila SB210
Lineage: Eukaryota; Ciliophora; Oligohymenophorea; Hymenostomatida; Tetrahymenidae
Product: transmembrane protein, putative
Exons: 1
Source: RefSeq, a predicted model, not a curated record